AUGCAAAAUUCAAGAAGUUUCAAACUUCUAUUGUUCUUCUCUAUAUUAUGGAAAUUAAAAGCAGAGUCAACUUGGCCAACAACUUCAUCCGCUGUCAAGUUACUUGGUAUUUUUCCUCGACAAUCAGGCAAUAAUGUAUUGAUUAUUCAUUCUCGUUCAAUGUUCAGAGCGGCUAUCCUAUUGUCACAGCAAUAUAAUAUUACUUUUCAAGGACAACAUCUAACUUAUGAAGAAAUCUUAACAGAUAAUGAUAUUAUGGUUACAUUUAAUCAUACAUGUCAAAAAGUAUCAACAUCGAAUAUAGCUGGAUUCGUAGGUCCAGCAUAUUCAAAUGAAGCACGAUAUGUUGCAUCAUUUGCAUAUCGAUUAGGAAUACUCGAUGUUUCAUAUUCGACGACAAGUCCUGAUUUAUCAACUAUUGAUACUGGAGCUUUUUAUCGUGUGUCUCCAUCAGAUGAAAAAACUGUAUUAGGUAUAAAAAUAUUAUUUCAACAAUACAAAUGGAAAUCAUGUAUUAUUGUAUAUCAAAAUGAUGAAUUUGGUUACAAUGGCAUGCAUUUAUUGAGUCAAAAAUUGAGCGAAAUGCAUAUAAAAACUUUUGAAACAAUUAAAUUUGAUAUAAAUCAACAAAAUUUUCAAAUUGAUUUCAAAAAAAUUUUACUUCAUAGUUUAUCACGUAUUGUGAUUGUAUGGGCAAAUGAAAUAUUAACAACAACAAUAUUGAAUAAAGCAGUAAAUGAUAAUUUAAUCGAUCAAGAUUUUCUUUGGAUUUUAACAAGAGCAGUUGCAUUGGAAUCUUUCAAUUCAAGACAACAACAAAAACUUAUUGGAAUUCUUACUAUUCAACCUGUUCAAGAAGAUUUUAUUAAUACAACAUUAUUAAAUGAUGCAUAUAAUAUAUGGAAAUUUUAUGAAUCUGAUACAUUUCCAGGUGAUACGAAUGUCAGUAUUUAUGCAUUAUAUACAUUUGAUGCUACAUGGUCAUUAAUAUUAUCAUUACAACAACUUUGUUCAAUGGAAGUAUCAUGUUUAGAAUUUAUAAAUGUUUCAGAUUGUUAUAAUCGACGAUUUUUAAAUUCGAAAGAAUAUUAUAAUAUUAUGAAAGCAAUGACAUUUUUAGGUGUCUCUGGUCAAGUGGAAUUUGCUAAUGGAACACCAGAUCGUAUUGGUAAUGUACAUUAUGUUAUUAAAAAUAUACAACCAGUAAUGAAUGAUAUUGAUUUUAUACCUGUUUUACAAUGGGAUGGUAAUUCAACUAAAUGGAUGCCAUAUAGAAAUCAAUCUUCGAAUAUUAUAUGGCCAGAUCGAACAAAAACUAUUCCAAAUGAUCAUAAAUUAAUUCAAGGUCAAGAAUUACGAAUUGCUAUUAUUGAAUCACCUCCAUCUAUAAUACUAAAAAAUCCAGCGGCUAUAUACAAUGAUAUGAAUGAUAAUUAUAAAAGAAUUGAUAUAACAGAAUUCGAUGGAUUUUAUAAAGAUUUAAUCUUAUAUUUACAAGAUAAAAUGGGUUUUAUACCUGUUAUCAUGUUAGCAAAACCAACUAUACGUUAUGAUGAAUUAGUUGGUGGUGUAGCAAAUGAUUCUUAUGAUAUUGUUAUGAGUAGUAUUGAUAUAAAUGCAAAACGAAAUCAAAUUGUUGAUUUUUCGAUAGCAAUUAUGCCUGCUUCGUAUAGAAUUAUUGUACGAAAACCAGAAUCUAUUCGAUCAGAUUAUUUUAUGUUACUCAAGCCAUUUUUCUGGGCACUUUGGGGGCUUUUAUUAAUCAUGAUUCCUUACACAAGUGUAUUAAUAUGGCUUGUUGAACGAAAAAAUGAAAAUAAACAUUCAUUUAUAGGAACUAUUAUUGUUAUUAGUUUUUCAAUUUAUAGCCCCUUUGGUACAAGUCGUCCACAAAUUAAAACAAAUGCUGGUCAAUUUCUUGCUUCGAUUUUAUAUAUCCUACAGAUAUUAUUAGCAAUACAAACAGCUGGAUUAAUUUCAUAUUUAAUGAUACCAGAAUCUAUACUUAUCAUAUCAGGAAUAGAUGAUAUUAAAAAUGGUAUCAUACCACCAAACCGAGUAGGAAUUCUAGUAGGUUCUCAAAUAGAAGAAUAUUAUUUAAAUUCUAUAUCACAUGGUAAAAAAGAUUAUUAUCCAUUGAAGACACCAGACGAAGUUUAUACAGGUUUGAUGAACGAUUAUAUUGAUGCUAGUCUAUGGAGUAAUAUAUCAAGUACAUAUCAUGUAAAUAAUAUGUAUUGUGAAUUAAUGACUGUAGGCGUUGCAUUUAGUCAUAGUUUCUAUCAAAUACCAGUAAAACGUGGUUGGUUAUAUAAAGCAGAUUUAGAUUCUCAUAUAUUAUCAUUCAUGGAAUCGGCAGAAAUUGAUCGAAUAUCAGCAAAAUGGUUUGGACGAUGUAAUUGUUC
This is a messenger RNA of Adineta steineri, 2405 nucleotides long. Lineage: Eukaryota; Metazoa; Rotifera; Eurotatoria; Adinetida; Adinetidae. The record is from the annotation of a GenBank genome assembly.